AUGGCAGACUCUGGUCAUAACGAUAAUAUUUAUCAUGCGGAAUAUUCAAACUAUUCUACCUCGAACAAGGAAGAGACCCUAGAACAAUUAAAUGAUUCUUACAGAGGGCUAGUUGCUGGGCAGGAUAAUCUGGUUUGUAAUUUAGCCAAUGCUUCUUCCUUGCUAUGGUAUGCAUAUAAAAAUUUGGGUAUAAAUGUGAAUUGGGCAGGUUUUUACAUUACCAAGAAGGAUAACGACCAAAAGUUGAUUCUUGGUCCAUUUCAAGGGAAGGUGGCUUGUCAGGAAAUCCAAUUUGGAAGCGGAGUCUGUGGAACAGCAGCACUAAAUCAGCAGACUGAAGUUGUGUCCGAUGUUAGUAAGUUCCCAGGACAUAUUCCAUGCGAUGGAGAAACCAAAAGUGAAAUUGUUGUACCGAUUAUUUUAAACAACAAAACUGUAGCUUUGAUCGACAUAGACUGUUUGGACUACGAUGCUUUUGGAGAUGUGGACAGACGUUAUUUGGAAGAGCUCGCUAGUUUAAUCGUUGAGACAUGCAAAUUCUAG
Messenger RNA from Eremothecium cymbalariae DBVPG#7215, 543 nucleotides. RefSeq names its product L-methionine (R)-S-oxide reductase. The record is from RefSeq and is a predicted model, not a curated record. Gene Ontology annotation, molecular function: protein binding; L-methionine (R)-S-oxide reductase activity. The transcript has a single exon. Gene Ontology annotation, cellular component: cytosol. NCBI's taxonomy places the organism in Eukaryota, Fungi, Ascomycota, Saccharomycetes, Saccharomycetales, Saccharomycetaceae. The coding region runs from base 1 to 543 and encodes 180 amino acids.